AUGGCAAAUUGUGAAGAAAUGUUGAAUGACUGUCUGAAAAAAAUUGCAAUUGACCAAAACUAUGAGAAUUAUGAAAUCACGAUAAAAGCUAUAUCUAGUGGAGGAGCAAACUACACCAGUGCUCUGUAUCUUGCUACUAUUCAAGCUCCAGGAAAAGAUGAUCUUAAGUUGUUCGCAAAAAUUGCUGCGAUUGGUGAGAAAAUAAGAUCAGUAUCACCUUAUAAGCUCUAUGAAACAGAAAGCCUUUUUUACAAUUACAUACUGAAGAAAUAUAAAGAAUUGGAGGAAAGAAACAAUGUUCCCGCUGAAUAUAGAUUUGCGACCCCAAAGUACUAUGGUGGAUCUGAUGAAUAUUUAAAAGAAGUCUACGUUUUUGAAGAUCUAACGUCUAAGGGCUUUACAACAUAUGAUAGGUUCAAAUCUAUAGAUUGGGAAUACACUUCAAAGUGUUUAGAAAAUCUAGCGAGAUUUCACGCACUCUCAAUUGCUUUUUCUCAAAGUGAACCAGAAGAGUUUGAGAAUUUAAAUAUUACAAAGGACCAUCGCGAAUCUGAGGAAGCAUUGGGUUUCAUUAGAGAUGUAAUUGCAAAUGCUCUCACAGUAACAAGAGAAGAGAAUCGGGACAGACUUUCAAAAUUUAUGUAUGGUUUAGUAGAGAAUAAGGAGGUAAAGAAAUUUUACCGCUCUUAUAAGCGGCCUGUCAUCGGCCAUGGAGACUACAGGCCUAGCAAUAUGAUGCACCGAAAACAUAAUGGAAAAUUGGAAUUAAUUUCAGUCGAUUACCAGAUGCUUCAACUAGGAAAUCCUAUAGUUGACAUUUUGUACUUCAUCUUCAACGGUUCAGAUAAAAAAUUUCGAGAUGAAUAUUUUAAGCAGUCUUUUGAUCAUUACUAUGAAGAAUUGUCUAAAGCACUCAAGAGAUUACAUCUGGACCCUGAACAAUUGUACUCUAGGGAAGACUUUGACUUUGAAGUCAAAACGCGUCACCAGUUACCACUCUCCUUCCUUUUCAAGGGAGUUUUGAAAUGA
Danaus chrysippus (African queen) is the source of this 1029-nucleotide messenger RNA. The record is from the annotation of a GenBank genome assembly. NCBI's taxonomy places the organism in Eukaryota, Metazoa, Arthropoda, Insecta, Lepidoptera, Nymphalidae.